GGCAGCGGGGGCCGGGCUGGGCCGGGCCGGGCCGGGCCGGGCCGAGCCAGGGGAGCCGGAGCCAUGGAGUUCCGGCAAGACGAGUUUCGGAAGCUGGCGGGCCGCGCCCUGGGCCGCCUGCACCGGCUCCUGGAGAAACGGCAGGAAGGCGCCGAAACGCUAGAGCUGAGCGAGGAGGGCCGGCCGGUGGCUUCCAGCGGGGCCGCCCGGCCCAAGCCGGUGCUGGACUGCACGUGCUGGGGGCUCCCCCGCCGCUACGUCAUCGCGGUCAUGAGCGGCCUGGGCUUCUGCAUCAGCUUCGGCAUCCGCUGCAACCUGGGCGUGGCCAUAGUGUCCAUGGUGAACAACAGCACGGUGCAUAAGGGCGGCCACGUGACCGUGCAGAAAGCCCAGUUCAACUGGGACCCCGAGACCGUGGGCCUCAUCCACGGGUCCUUCUUCUGGGGCUACAUCGUCACGCAGAUUCCCGGGGGCUUCAUCUGCCAGAAGUUUGCGGCCAACAGGGUCUUCGGCUUCGCCAUAGUGGCCACGUCCACGCUCAACAUGCUGAUCCCCUCGGCUGCCCGAGUCCAUUACGGCUGCGUCAUCUUUGUGCGGAUCCUGCAGGGGCUCGUGGAGGGGGUCACGUACCCGGCCUGCCACGGGAUCUGGAGUAAGUGGGCACCGCCUCUGGAGCGCAGCCGGCUGGCAACCACGGCUUUUUGCGGCUCCUACGCUGGAGCGGUGGUCGCCAUGCCCCUCGCCGGAGUCCUAGUCCAGUACUCGGGAUGGAGCUCCGUGUUCUACGUCUAUGGGAGCUUCGGGAUCUUCUGGUACCUCUUCUGGCUCCUGGUGUCCUACGAGUCUCCGGCUCAGCACCCAAGCAUCUCGGAGGAGGAGCGCAAGUACAUCGAGGACGCGAUCGGCGAGAGCGCCCGCCUCAUGAACCCGCUCGUGAAAUUCAGCACGCCCUGGCGUCGCUUCUUCACGUCCAUGCCCGUCUACGCCAUCAUCGUGGCCAACUUCUGCCGGAGCUGGACGUUCUACUUGCUGCUGAUCUCUCAACCCGCCUAUUUUGAGGAGGUCUUCGGGUUUGAGAUCAGCAAGGUGGGCCUGGUGUCUGCGCUCCCCCACCUUGUCAUGACUAUAGUGGUCCCCAUCGGGGGCCAGAUCGCAGACUUCCUGAGAAGCCGCCAUAUCAUGUCCACCACCAACGUCCGCAAAAUGAUGAACUGCGGGGGCUUCGGGAUGGAGGCCACCUUGCUCCUGGUCGUCGGCUACUCUCACUCCAAGGGCGUGGCCAUCUCCUUCUUGGUCCUGGCCGUGGGCUUCAGCGGCUUCGCCAUCUCGGGCUUCAACGUGAACCACUUGGACAUCGCCCCGCGCUACGCCAGCAUCCUCAUGGGCAUCUCCAACGGCGUGGGCACGCUCAGCGGCAUGGUGUGCCCCAUCAUCGUGGGGGCCAUGACCAAGCACAAGACCCGGGAGGAGUGGCAAUCGGUGUUCCUCAUCGCUUCUCUGGUGCACUAUGGGGGAGUCUUGUUCUAUGGCAUCUUCGCCUCCGGAGAGAAGCAGCCGUGGGCGGAGCCGGAGGAGCUGAGCGAGGAGAAGUCGGGGCUAGUCCAGCACGAUCAGCUGGCGGGCAGCAGUGACGAAAGCGACGGCCCCGACGACCCUGCUUUCUCCUACGCCGCUGCCUCCGGGGAGCCCGCUCCGCCGGGAGCCCCCCCUGGGCCGGGCCCGGCGCUGGCUCCCGGGCCCCCGCCCUCCUACGGGGCCACGGGGAGGAGUCCCGCCCCCCCCGCCUGGCCCCCCACCCCGAGGGACUACUGAUGCCCCGGUCCCAACGCGGGCCAGGGCCCCGGGACUCCAUUCCCAGUGGUUCAAGUCACCCAGUUACCCCAGAUCCCACUUCGAUGUUUCUGCAGGGCUGCGGACUGGCAGUUUCCAGGACCCCCCCUCCCAAGGCCUCCGGGUCUCUAGGCCCCCUCCCCAAGGCCCCCGGGUCUCUAGGCGCCCCCUCCGCUUUGCCUUAGCGGGUUGAAGAGCCUCCCACCGUCCCUGUAAUAAGUCCCCGAGCACAGCCUUUCCUCCUCGGCCCCCUGAUUCCAACGGCCCGGAUCGGCCGUGUCCAGGCCAGUCCUUUUCAGGGCAUACUCGAAAGUCUCCCUCAGUGUCCCAGCUUUCAAGACCGUCCCCCUAAAUGCCCCAGAGAGGCCCCUCCCGGCACCGCUCUUCGGAGAUUCGGGCCAAACCUUAGAAGCCCCCCUCCGGGAGCUUCGGCUUGCCCCCUCCCCAGCCGCCCAGUGACUUUUUGCCAAUCAGAGGAGAGGGCGGGGCCGGAGCCCCGCCCCGCCCCGCCCCCUCCCGGUUCCAGGGAUUCUCACCAGCGUUUCUGUCCGAGCGCAGCCGUCUCCAGCUCCGCUCGCCCAGCAGUGCCCCCCCCCCCCCCGCUGUUUCAGGGCCCUCUUCUGCCACAGCACUAAGCAGACGCCAGUUUUCAAGCCCCCCUUUCAGUGGUAAGAGUUAAAUUUGAAAGGACCCGCCCCCCUCCGGCGCCCUGGCUGUCGCACGGAAAGCCGCGUUUCUCCACCACACCCAAGCUGGGGAUUCUCAGGCUUCUAAAGGGUGGCUUCGAGGCCCCUGGAGUUGAGCCCCGAGUCUCCUUCCCCGCCCCUGACGCCACUAGUCAGCGACUCUCGGGCUGAGGGGGCCCUUGGUGGCCUCUUUCUGAGAUGGGCUGAGGGGGCCCCUGGCGGCCCCAUUCCGAGAGAGCUGAGGGGGCCCCUGGCGGCCUCUUUCCGAGAUGAGCUGAGGGGGCCCCUGGCGGCCCCAGAGACGGGCUGAGGGGGCCCCUGGCGGCCUCUUUCCGAGAUGAGCUGAGGGGGCCCCUAGUGGCCCCAUUCCAAGAGAGCUGAGGGGGCCCCUGGCGGCCCCAGAGACGGGCUGAGGGGACCCCUGGCGGCGCCAUUCCGAGCUGGGCUGAGCUUCCCUUAGUUCUUGCACUUUAUUCCUCCCCUGCCUCCAGCCUCCAGAUCAGGGGUCUUCCAGGGGGUCUCCCAAGCAUAUUUCCAAGGCCUUCUGAGCAAGAGGGACUUCCAGCGGGGCCCCUUCCCUUGCUAGCCCAGGGCUGACGAUGGUCCCGGAGGACCCCGCCCGGGGGGCGGGUGGAGGGGCCAGUUUGUGAGUGUGUGAGUGUGUGCAGGUCUGGUCGAAAUAAAAUACUGUCGUGUCAAUGUA
Messenger RNA from Antechinus flavipes (yellow-footed antechinus), 3219 nucleotides. It is a transcript of the gene SLC17A7, whose product is annotated as solute carrier family 17 member 7. Gene Ontology annotation, biological process: transmembrane transport; regulation of synapse structure or activity; monoatomic anion transport. The coding region runs from base 64 to 1812 and encodes 582 amino acids. The transcript is spliced from 12 exons. Gene Ontology annotation, cellular component: excitatory synapse; synaptic vesicle membrane. Gene Ontology annotation, molecular function: neurotransmitter transmembrane transporter activity; L-glutamate transmembrane transporter activity. NCBI's taxonomy places the organism in Eukaryota, Metazoa, Chordata, Mammalia, Dasyuromorphia, Dasyuridae. The record is from RefSeq and is a predicted model, not a curated record.